AUGUCGCUUUCAAACCGCAUUUCUCGGCCCGUUGUCACACUGGUCCGUUGCAACCGGCCGGUGCCGCAUCGGUGCCUUCACCAGCCAUCAGAUCCUCGGCAGAGCGGCAACCACCAUAAGGCUGAUAACACUCCAGAAGCGCAAAAGGAUCCAGCCCAAGGGCACACGGGCACUUGGAAGGACGCCUCACAAGCCACCGAGAGUGGUAGCAGCAACGCAUCUUCCCAACGUCCAAAGAGCUACAAGACUCGGCCGUGGAUCCGAGCAAUGAUUGCCUCGGGUAUAAACGCAAACCCUCCAAUUAACCAGGGAGGUCGUGGUCUCAGCUCAAAGGGCGGCGAUGGCAGUAGCGAAGCUGCUUCAAAAGUCGACAGCACAGGUUCUGCAGGGAACUCUAAGCCACCACCUUCCUGGGUACUUGAAGCGCUCAAAAAGAUGUUUCCAAAGACGGGACAUGGCAACCUUGAAGGGCGAAGGCCGGCUGUCUUCAUCGGAAACAAGAGUGGAGGCCAAUUUAAGUCAGGUCAGACACAGAAAGAAGUCAUGGAUCAGAUCUUGCGAGAAAAGUAUGGGAUCGAGGAUCCCGAAAAACGGAAGCGCAUCAUAGAGAACUCCAAGACGAUUGAAGUUGAUUUGAGAGGCUCCGUGCUGUCUUUGAUACUUGUUUGCUUGGUCGCUGCCAUCGUCUACCAACAGCUGAAAGAGAUGGAUAGGCGUGCCCAACUAGGUCGGCUGCGUGAGAAUGGAAAAGCAACUAGACAGGAGCAAAUGGAGGCAGAGACUCCGGGAACUGACGAAAUAUCCCCUAUGAUGGAUGAUCAUACUAAGCUCAGCGGUACUUGA
Messenger RNA from Pyricularia pennisetigena, 843 nucleotides. RefSeq lists its product as uncharacterized. NCBI's taxonomy places the organism in Eukaryota, Fungi, Ascomycota, Sordariomycetes, Magnaporthales, Pyriculariaceae. Bases 1 to 843 code for a protein of 280 amino acids. The transcript has a single exon. The record is from RefSeq and is a predicted model, not a curated record.